Molecule: messenger RNA, 909 nt
Organism: Monosiga brevicollis MX1
Lineage: Eukaryota; Choanoflagellata; Craspedida; Salpingoecidae
Gene: Cdk5
Exons: 8
Coding region: 1-909 (302 amino acids)
Biological process (GO): protein phosphorylation
Cellular component (GO): nucleus; cytoplasm
Molecular function (GO): cyclin-dependent protein serine/threonine kinase activity; ATP binding
Source: RefSeq, a predicted model, not a curated record
AUGAAUCGUUAUGCCAAGAUUGAUAAGCUUGGUGAGGGCACCUACGGUGUGGUCUUCAAAGCCCGGGAUCGCCACGAUGGCUCCAUCGUGGCCCUGAAGCGCAUCAGCCUGGAAAGUGCGGCCGAGGGAGUGCCAAGUAAUGCCGUGCGUGAAAUCUCCCUGCUCAAGUCCCUCCACCACCCGAACAUUGUUCGACUGUAUGACGUCCUGCACAGCGAACACAAGUUGACCAUGGUGUUUGAGUACUGUGAUCAAGACCUGAAAAAGUUUUUGGAUAGCUGCCGAGGCACCCCGGAGCACCACGUCAUUCAAUCAUUCAUGUUUCAGCUUUUGCAAGGUAUUCGCCACUGCCACGAGGAGCGCGUGCUUCAUCGGGACCUCAAGCCACAGAAUCUGCUCAUCAACAAGCGGGGGCAAUUGAAGUUGGCCGACUUUGGCCUGGCUCGCCCGUACGGUGUGCCCGUGCGCUCAUACUCGCAUGAAGUUGUCACUCUGUGGUACCGCGCUCCAGACGUCCUUCUUGGUGCCACGGGCUACGAUACCUCAAUUGACAUGUGGUCGGCGGGUUGUAUCCUCGCGGAAAUGGCCAACAAGGGCUCGCCACUCUUCCCGGGUACGUCGGUGCAAGAUCAGCUCGACCUUAUUUUUCGCGUUCUCGGCACACCCACCAUUGAAUCCUGGCCUGGACUGCACGAGCUGCCCAACUAUUCGGGGCCCUUUCUGCCCCACGUCGACGGCGUGGGCUUGGAGGCCGAGGUGUCCUCCCUCUUUCCCGAGGGCCUAGACCUCUUGCAGCAGCUCCUGCGCUACGUUCCAGAUGAACGCCUGAGCGCCGAUCGUGCCCUACGACACCGCUUCUUCGAUGACAUUCCAGACCAUGUCUUGGAAUUGUGUCGCGUCGAUGCCUAG